Messenger RNA from Lobosporangium transversale, 1734 nucleotides. RefSeq names its product WD40-repeat-containing domain protein. The record is from RefSeq and is a predicted model, not a curated record. Gene Ontology annotation, cellular component: protein phosphatase type 2A complex; cytosol. Lineage: Eukaryota; Fungi; Mortierellomycota; Mortierellomycetes; Mortierellales; Mortierellaceae. Gene Ontology annotation, molecular function: protein binding; protein phosphatase regulator activity. Gene Ontology annotation, biological process: peptidyl-serine dephosphorylation. The coding region runs from base 207 to 1523 and encodes 438 amino acids. The transcript is spliced from 8 exons.
UUUUUUUUUUCCACUUAAAACACAACACAAUACACGCCCACACGCUUUCAGUCAAAUCCUUUGAAAGAACUAUUUCACUCACGUUUUUCUUUCACUUCAUCAUCACUUCCACUCAAACAAUACACACUCAUUCAUUUAUUCUUGAUUCACAUACAUAUACAUACAUUUAUUCAUAACCUCCCUCAAUACACGUCAUAACUCCAGACAUGGCCUCAGAAACGGAAAACUCGUGGAAGUUUGCUCAAUGCUUCGGUGACAAGGGCGAAGUUGAUGACAUUACUGAAGCUGAUAUUAUCUCAACUGUCGAGUUUGACCAUACGGGCGACUAUCUGGCCACAGGCGACAAAGGCGGCCGAGUUGUGCUUUUUGAACGAAAUGAAGGCAAAAAAGGGUGCGAGUACAAAUUCCACACCGAGUUUCAAUCACACGAGCCUGAGUUUGACUACCUCAAGAGUUUAGAAAUCGAGGAGAAAAUCAACAAAAUCAAGUGGUGCAAGCGUCAGAACUCGGCACACUUUUUACUCUCUACUAAUGACAAGACUGUUAAGCUCUGGAAAGUAUUUGAAAAGUCUAUUAAGGUUGUGUCCGAAAACAACCAUAGUGAUGGUCAACAUGUACAUGCUCCGAGUGCCCCACUCCGAUUACCGAAGCUCACGCAUCAUGACACAAUUGUCGCAGCAGUACCCAGAAAGGUCUAUGCAAAUGCCCAUGCCUACCAUAUCAACUCAAUCUCCAUUAACUCGGACGGAGAGACAUAUAUUUCAGCAGAUGACUUGCGCAUUAACCUUUGGAACCUCAACAUUAGCGAUCAAAGCUUCAAUAUCGUGGAUAUCAAGCCUGUAAACAUGGAGGAGCUGACUGAAGUCAUUACCGCUGCCGAAUUCCAUCCUGUCCACUGCAAUUUGUUCAUGUACAGCAGCAGCAAAGGAACCAUCAAACUGAGUGACAUGAGAGAAUCAGCUCUUUGCGAUCAACACGCAAAAUUGUUUGAAGAAGAAGAGGAUCCUUCCAAUAAGUCAUUCUUCUCGGAAAUUAUUUCAUCCAUCUCGGAUGUCAAGUUCAGUAAAGAUGGACGCUAUAUUCUGUCACGCGAUUAUCUGACACUUAAGGUUUGGGACAUCAAUAUGGAGAAUCGGCCAGUGCAGACUAUCAAUAUCCAUGACCAUCUGCGCAACAAGCUCUGCGAUCUAUAUGAGAACGAUUGCAUCUUUGAUAAAUUUGAAUGUACAUUCAGUGGAGAUGGAAGUAACGUCUUGACGGGAUCAUACAAUAACAAUUUCUAUAUCUACGACCGCAAUGGUAAGAAUGAUGUAACGCUGCAAGCAGACAAGAGCGCAUUCAAGGCCAAGCGUGUCGGCUCUGCCAAAAAUAAGAUGAUGCCAAGGACAAAGAAUGGUAAGAAGGAUGAUAUCAAUGUGGAGUCCAUCGACUUUACAAAGAAAAUUCUUCAUGCUUCUUGGCAUCCAAACGAGAACUCAAUCGCAAUUGCAGCCACGAACAACCUGUUCAUCUUUACGCUGUAAAUUUAUAGAUCACAAAUAUUUUGUACAGAAAAAAAGAAAGAAAAAAGAGAAAAAAAGACCAACCAGAAUAAAAAUCCUCCAAUUGAGACCUCUUUUCCUGCGCAAAUCGAGCAAUAUAUUGAAAGUCCUCCGGUACGGGUACGGGUCAUACUCUGCACAAUCAUCAAAUUGGGAUGGUUGGGUAUAUAUCUUGCGCUUGCUUGGUUCCCAG